Molecule: messenger RNA, 8335 nt
Organism: Loxodonta africana (African savanna elephant)
Lineage: Eukaryota; Metazoa; Chordata; Mammalia; Proboscidea; Elephantidae
Product: zinc finger protein 883-like
Exons: 5
Coding region: 372-2201 (609 amino acids)
Biological process (GO): regulation of transcription by RNA polymerase II
Molecular function (GO): DNA-binding transcription factor activity, RNA polymerase II-specific; RNA polymerase II cis-regulatory region sequence-specific DNA binding
Source: RefSeq, a predicted model, not a curated record
GCCCUCCCGGUCCGUGCACGGAGCCCCUUCCCUACGGCACCUUUGGCGUCUGAAACCGGAAGUGGAAGUGCUGGUCUAAGGGCCGGGAGUUGUGUUUGGUUGCAUGGCAAGCGCUGUUUUGAGGUCUCAGGUGUGGCACAGGGAGAACUAGCCAAGUCUAGGCACCUGGGGACCGUGGGCGACCAUCUUGCACGUCUGUAAAUCACAAGUAAGGAUUUCAACUGCUCUAACUGGCUGCAUGGAGCAAAUAUUAUUCGUCUGCCUCCAGGCUUCCCAGUGACCUUGCUUCCACUUGUAUCCCUCUUACCUUAAAUGGCUUCUAGGGCUUAGAGAGGACAUUCAUUUAUACUUCCAAAAGCUGGAGCAAGAAAAUGGACUCAGUGGUUGUUGAGGAUGUGGCCGUGGUCUUUACUCAAGAAGAGUGGGUUUUGCUAGAUCUUGCUCAGAGGAAACUCUACAAGGAUGUGAUGAUGGAAACCUUCAGAAACCUGGCUUCAAUAGUGUCUGGAAAUGUUAAUGAUGAAGAAAAAUUAUCCAUUGAACAUAUAAUAGUGCAAUUCACGAAGAAUAACAGUUCGUCCUCUAUGUUAGGAGAAAUCUUCAGCUUGUUUGUCAGUGGAGAGCAGCCUCAAAACCAGGAGAGACAUUUUAGAAAGCAUAUGGUAGAGAACCUCCAUGAGCAUAAUGAAAGCAAUCAGUGUGGAAAAACCUUCACCCGGAUUCCAGAUAUUACUGUGGUAAAACGAAAUCCUCCAGAAGUAAAUCCUUUUGAAUGCUGUGAGUGUGGAAGUGCCUUCGUGAAUCAGUCAUCACGUAAGCAUCAUACCAGAUCUCACACUGGAUGCAAUACGUGUCAGGGUAAGGAAUGUGGAGAAGCCUGCAGUUGUCCCUCUUACUUAAGCAUUCCUAUGAGAACUCUUACUGGAAAGAAACCCUAUAAAUGUAAAGUAUGUGGGAAAGACUUCAUUUGUAUCUCAGCCCUGAAGAAUGCCGUGACAACAAUUACUGGUGAGAAACACUGUGAAUGUGACAAAGGUGAGAAGAAAGAUUGCCGUAGUUUCUCAUCCCUUCCGACGCAUGUGAGAGGUCGUAAGAAUCCUAAGCGUGAAUGUCGGAAAACCAAAAGUCAUCCUUCAUCCCUCGUUUUACAUAAAAAAUUUCAUAAUAGAGAUAAGCCUUAUGAAUGUACGGAAUGUGGGAAAACCUUUAGUCGUUCUUCAGGUCUUAUUACUCAUACUAGAACUCACAGUGGAGAGAAACCUUAUAAAUGUGAGGAAUGUGGGAAAGCCUUUAGUCAGGUCUCAGGCCUCACUAGACAUAUGAAAACUCACAGUGGAGAGAGGCCUUAUGAAUGUAAGGAAUGUGGGAAAGCCUUUAGUCAGGUCUCAGGCCUCACUAGACAUAUGACAACUCACAGUGGAGAGAGGCCUUAUGAAUGUAAGGAAUGUGGGAAAGCCUUUAGUCAGGUGUCAGGCCUCACUAGACAUAUGAAAACUCACAGUGGAGAGAGGCCUUAUGAAUGUAAAGAAUGUGGGAAAGCCUUUAGUCAUGCCUCAUCCCUCACAACACAUAUAAGAAAUCACAGUGGAGAGAGGCCUUAUGAAUGUAAGCAAUGUGGGAAAGCCUUUAGUCAUCUGUCACACCUUAUUACACAUGUAAGAACACACAGUGGAGAGAAGCCUUAUAAAUGUAAGGAAUGUGGGAAAGCGUUUAGGCAGGCCUCAUCGCUCACUACACAUAUAAGGACUCACAGUGGAGAGAGGCCUUAUGAAUGUAAGGAAUGCGGGAAAGGAUUUAGUUGUUCCUCACAACUCAUUACACAUGAAAGAACUCACAGUGGGAUGAGGCCUUAUGAAUGUAAGGAAUGUGGGAAAGCCUUUAAUCAUUCUACACACCUAACUGUACACAGAAGAACUCACAGUGGAGAGAAACCUUAUAAAUGUGAGGAAUGUGGGAAAGCCUUUAGACAGACCUCAACCCUCACUAGCCAUAUAAGAACUCACAGUGGAGAGAGGCCUUAUGAAUGUAAGGAAUGUGGGAAAGCCUUUAGUCAGUCUGGAGGCCUCACUAUACAUGUAAGAACUCACAGUGGAGAGAGGCCUUUUGAAUGUAAGGAAUGUGGAAAAGCCUUUAGUCAGUCCUCAUCCCUCAGCACUCAUGUAAGAACUCACAGUGAAGAGAGACCAUAUGAAUGUAAGUAAUGUGGUGAAGCCUUAAAGUUUUUUCACACCUCACUUCACAUAUAAGAACUCACAGUGGAAAGAGACCUUAUUAAUGUAAUGGAUGUGAGAAAGCAGUUAGUUCUCAGUCCGUAUUGAAUGUCAGUAACCUUACAGUGCAGAGGAACCUUAUGAAUGUAGUCAAUGUGGGGAAGCUGUUGCUCAUACCUCUUAUUUCAAACACAAGAAAGGUAGGCGUAGUAGAAAGAACACUUAUAUGUAUAUAAAGAAUGUGGUAAAGUACUUAUAUUUUCUGCUUCUGUAAAUGUACAAACAGUGGAGAGUGUUUUUAUGAAUGUAAGUAAUAUGAGAAAGUCUUCAGAUGUUUAUUCUUUGGAACACAUCUGAGUAGGCAUUCUAGAGGGAAACAACAUAUGUGUAAGUGUUGUUGGAUAACUUGCAUACAUUUUCUUUUUGCAAUCCCAAGAGAAGAUGCAUGUCAGAUUAACUGGAAGUGUAAGUAAUGUGGGAAAAUGUUUGUAUUUCUCCAAAGUCAUAUAAAUUUUCACAUAUCGAAAGCCAGUCAGCAUAUGAGAAGUCACACUGGAGAGACAGCAUAUAAACAAACGUAAGGUACCUGGGAUCAUAAAAAAAAAAAAAGGGAUCAUAGAUAUGUCUUUUUCUAGUUUUAGACAACCUGUGAGAUAUUACAUUUUGUGGAUUCAUCCUAUGACUGUAAAAGGUGAUUGAGGCCUUCAGUGUCCACCCUCAUGACGGCUAUGAGACCUCACAGACUUCUGAGACACAUUUCUGCAAACAUUGUGAGAAGCCCUUCAAUCACAUAAUAUCCCACUUUGUGCACAAGGAGAUUCAUACUAGGGAAGAAAUCUUACAAAAAUUAAACACGUGGAAUUUAUCGCUUCCUUAAUGCCGUGCGAUUCAAGAUCCCCUUAUUUUCUGACGUAAACAUUAAGAUGAUAAAUACCACUUGAAAUAUCCUUUCAAUUCUAGGACAUGAAUUUUGAUAGCGUUUGCAUUUUGAUUCAUUUAUAUAAAAAUUCUGUUCAUUAGAAUGUCUCAUCAGCACAUGAGUGUUUUAAUGUCUAUUUUCUUUUUAUCAACUAUGUUGAAUUUAAGUAUCUUUUCAGAGUAUAAAUCAGCAUGUUCCCAUUGUAGAAAACUGUUUUCAUCUGAACAGUGUGUAAAAAAUUAAAUUCACUUUGAAUCUGAGCACUCUUGGUAUGUUGAGUGUUUCCUUUCAGCCUUCCUUGAAUGCAAAGCAAUGUUUUUAACAGGAUCAGGAUUGUACUGUUUAGUGUUGUCAUGGACUUAUUUUACAUCGCAUCUCAUUUUCCUUCGUUAUUAUGAUCAUUGGUUUACUGAUGAAGAAAACACACGAAGUUUUAACUCAAAGUCUUCCUACAAGAAGGACUCCUCUCAAAUGCUGGUGUGACAAACAGAGUUUUCGUGCAAGGAUGGUUCAUUCUGAGGCCCAAGGCAAUUGUGUACCAACACAAUGCUCUAAUCUCAGCUAGCUGCAGUGGAGCUUCAGUCCUGCAUCAACUUAUAGCCUGUGCUUAGUGACAGAGUCUGACAGAGCCUUAGUUUUGAUAAUUCUGACAUUCCGAGAGUUGUGUCCAGUCAGGAGCUGAAGCUGAAGUUUCUUGGCUAAUAUAGUGGUCUCUGUUCUACCUGAUGUACACACCCACUGUAGGGCUUGGAGAAGAGAAGACACCAGCUAAGAGUCCUGUGUUAGUAGGGACAAGAUAAGUGGCUGUUGGGCCUGGAGGUUUAUCCAGUGCUACUCUGCCCCAUAGUGAACUGGGAGCCGCCUCACGGACUCUUUGUGUAAAGGGCCUUGAAAUGGAGGCUGAAAAUUAGACUCUCAUUUGAUCCAGCAAUUCCCCUUUUAGCAUCCUAUGGAAACCCCUGGGCUCUGUGCUGCUGUCUGUUGAUAAUAGUGGUAGAUAGUGUAAAUCAGUGUCUAUCAGAGGGAAGGGAGUUGUUACGAUAAAUGCCCAGCCACACAUCAGAAUAUUGAUUCCCACUGAAGGAUUUUUUUUUUUUUUAAAUAUCCAAAGAGUAAUUCAGUUUUGGCAUGUAAGCUGUUAAAUGCAUUAAGUCUUAUAAUCUAUAGCACGAUGAAAGUACAGAACAGUACCUCUCUGUCCUCCAAAAACAUCCCUCAUACUGCCCCUUUUUAGUAAAAUCUUUCCCUAACCGUGAAGGCCUGGCAACAGUCCCUGCGCAUAUGAUGCACUGUGUAGCUUUUUGAUUAGGGAUCCUUAUGGAUCCUUUCACUGAGCAUGGAGUCUUGGUGGCACAGUGGUUAAGAGCUCCACUGCUAACCAAAAGGUUGGCAGUUUGAAUCCACCAGCCGCUGCUUGCAAGCCCUGUGGGGCAAUUCUACUCCAUCCUGUGAGUUUGCCAUGAGUCGAAAUUGACUCGGCAGCUGUGGGUUUGGUUUCAUUUAACACAAUUCCUUUGAGACUCAUUACAUUGCUAGUUUGUUCCUUUUUAUUGUUGUGCAGUGUUCCGUUUUAUAGACAUAACACUGCUUGUGUAUUCACCAUUUGGAGGAUGUUUUGGUUUCCAGUUAUAAUAAAGUUGAUAUAAACAUUUCUGAACAGGUUUUAUGUGAACACAAAGUUUUCAUUUUUCUCACAUAUCCCUAGUAGUGGGAUUGUUAUCUUAUGGUAGAUGUAUGUUUAACCUUAUAAGAAACUGUCAAUGUGUUCUUAAAAGGGGGCUGUGCCAUCUUGUAUUCCAAAAGCAAUGUAUUAUUUUAGUUGCUGCUGGGAUCUACAGAUUGCUUUCUGGAGGAACUAAAACCCUUCAGUUUGGACUCGCAUCUGGGUAGUUGUUUGGUGGGUGGCUCAUCUGAUAGGCAACCUUGCAUUUGCUGAGGAGAAAGAAUAGCCUGUAACAAUAUCGAUUAGACACACAGGUCUAUUGUAUGGGACUCUGGGCUAUGCCAUCACUGUCACUGCCAGCCUGGUGUGAACCCAGGGCUCAACCAAGUCUUUUUAGAAGGAACAUAGUGUUUCUCAUCAGUUCCCAGCUGCAGAAUGUACCCUAUGACACCAAAGUCCUGUGACACCAAAGUCCUCUCUUCCUGGUAUGGAAACUGGAAGUAGAUGUGUUCAUUUGAGAUAACAGGUCAGCCGUUAAUCAACCAUUUUAUCACUCACUUCCUCCACCUCUUUCUCUAAAGUUUUUUCCUUUUAGCGCCUACUUGUUCUGGUUGAACUGGCAUCAGUGGAGCUGUGGCUACUCCUCCUAAAUUCAACCACAUUUACCCACACCAGCCUACUGCUCAUUCUGAAUUGCUAGGAUCAGGACACCUGCUUGUGGCUUGGGCCCUUGAGAGGAGGCUGGUUAAGAAAUACAAUUUUGGCCUUUUCAUAUGGUGGAUCUACCCUCCUGAAACCUUCCAAGCAACAGUUGUAUCCUUUUCCAGAAGGAAAAAGCAUUUCCACCUUUGUGUUAAGGUGACUCUGGCCCCAGCUUCAUCCUGCCCCCUUUGACAUGGCAAUUUGAGCAUAUUCCAGUGAAUACUGGGUGCAAUUUCUCUAUCUUUAGGUGGCGGUUUUUGUUGUUAUUAGGUGCCAUUCAAUCAGUUCCGACUCGUAGUGAUCCUGUGUACAACGGAAUGAAACACUUCCUGGUCCUUUGCAUCUUCAUAAUCAUUGUUAUGCUUGAGCCCAUUGUUGCAGCCUCUUUUUCACUCACCCUCUACUUUACCAAGCAUAAUGUCCUUCUCCAGCGACUGGUCCCUACUGAUAACGUGGCCAAAGUAUGUGAGAUGAAGUCUGCUUCUAAGGAACAUUCUGGCUGUACUUCUUACAAGACAGAUUUUUUCAUUUUUCUGGCAGUCCAUAGUGUAGUCAAUAUUCUUCACCAACACCAUAAUUCAAAGGUGUCUAUUCUUCUUCGAUCUUCCUUAUUCAUUGUUAAGUUUUUGCAUGUAUAUGAAGCAAUUGAAAACACUGUGGCUUGAGUCAUGCACACCUUAGUCCUUAAAAUGACAUUUUGGCUUUUUAACACUUUAAACAUGUCUUUUGCAGCAAAUUUGCCCAAUGCAAUGCAUCAUGGUUAUUGAAGUUUCGUUAGUUAUAUGCUGGUGGAAAGAUAAUCUUUUUUAGGUCAUUAGAUUAUGAAUUAAGGACCCCUGGUGGUGCCAUCGUUAUGUGCUCGGCUAGUACCUGAAAAGUUGGCAGUUCGAACCCACCCAGCGGCUCAACAGGAGAAAGAUCUGGUGACCUGUGACCAUAAAGAUUACACUGAAGUAAACCCUAUGGCACAGUUCUCCUCCGUCAGCUUGGGUCAGUGUAAGUUGAAAAUCUGUGCAACAGCACUUAACAACAAAAGGGUGCCCAUGUAUCUAACAUAAAUCGAUCCAUGAGUGAAUGAAUUAAUAUAAAUACAAAUUUACCAUAAAGAAAUUGUCUAUUCAACUCUUUUCUGAAGUCAUCUCCACCUUACCUCACUUGCAUAACCCUAAAAAUCCCCCAGAGCUUUAAGUUAUGGGAGUGUGUAAGAGGAAAGACAAUGUAGGCAUGUUUAUGCCGAUAGCAGACAUUGGAAUUUAAUUUACUAUAAACAAGAUGAAUUUUGACAGGUGGAUUUUCUCCUAGCUGUUUAAUUUUAAUUGCUGUUUAAACUUAAUUUUAAUUGCUCUUCUAAAGCAGCGCCAGUAAAACUAGCGCCUGUAACCCUGAUCUAGAUUCACCAAUUGUGAAGAUUUUGCCUUAUUUGUCAAUAUAUAAAAACAUUAUUCCAAUGAAACAUCCAGAGGUUAAGUGUAGACAUCCAGCUUGAGAAAUGCGAAGUGUGUUCUUCCUUUUUUGUUUUCUAUUUCCAGGUCUUUGCACGUGGUAUUAUAAUACUUUGUCUUCUCAAGCAGCCUUUUGAAAUCUUCUGUUCAGUUGUUUUACUUCAUCAUUUCUUCCUUUUGCUGUAGCUAUUACACAUUCAAGAGCAACUUUCCGAGUCUUUUCUGACUUGAAUUUUGGUCUUUUCUUUCCUUCCUGCCUAUUUAGCAACAGUCUUUUUCAGUGCCUAAAAAUCACUGCCCUAAAAAUCCGGUGUACCCUACCUAAUCAUCCCUUCCUAUCUCCCCCAGAAUUUGGUGAUUACCAGUGUUCUUUACUAGCUUUGCCUUUUCAAGAAUGUUACGUAGUUGGAAUCAUAUGCAACUUUUUCACAUUGGCUUCUUUUACUUACAGUAUGCAUUUAACGUUCUGCCGUGUCUUUCUGUGGCUUGAUAGCUCAUUUCUUUUUAUUGCUGAGAAUAUUCCUGUGUAUGGAUGCGUUACACUUUGCUUAUCCAUUCACCAAUUGAAAGGCAUCUUGGUUGCCUCCAAUAUUUGGCAAUUAUGAAUAAAAUUGUUAUAAAUACUUGUGCUAAGGUUUUUGUGUGGACAUAGGUUUUUAACUCAUUUGGGUAAAUACCAGGGUGUGCAAUUGUUGGAUCAUGUGGUAAGACUACGUUCAAUUUUGUAAGAAACUGUACAACUAGCUGUACCACUUUGCAUCCCCACCAGCAGUGACCGUGAGUUCCUGUUGAUUCACAUCCUGGUGAUGUCAUUGGUUUGGAGUUUAGCCAUUGUAAUCAAUAUGUAGCAGCAUCUUCUUGUUUUCAUUUCGAAUUCCUUAAUGAUAAAUGACGCUGAGCAUCUUUUCACACGCCUAUUUGUCACCAGUAUAUCUUCUUUGGUAAGGUGUCUGUUCACAUAUUUUCCAAUUGCGUGUUGUCUUUUCUUAUUGAGUUUUAAGUGCUCUUUGUAUAUCUUGAAUAUCAAAUUAAAAAUCAAACCCACUGACGUUGACUUGAUUCCAACUCAUGGUUCUACAGAGUAGACUGUUCCGCGGGCUUUUCUUGGCAUUAAAUUUUAUGGAAGCAAAUCAGCAGGCAUUUAUUUUGUGGCUGCACUGGGUGGGUUUGAAUCGCCAACCUUUAGAUUAGCAGCCAAACACAAAGCUUUUGUGGUACUCUGGGACUUUUUAUUUUUAAUACAACAGUCCUCUAUCACAAAUAUGUUUUUGAAAAGAUUUUCUCCUAGUUUUUGGUUUCUACCUUUGUCCUUUUUGGUAGUUAUUUGCUUGAUAUAUUUUUUCCAUCCUUUGAUUUUUAAUAAAUUUAUGUCUUUGUUUCUGAGGUGUGUCCCUUGUAG